Molecule: messenger RNA, 1010 nt
Organism: Hippopotamus amphibius kiboko
Lineage: Eukaryota; Metazoa; Chordata; Mammalia; Artiodactyla; Hippopotamidae
Gene: YKT6
Product: YKT6 v-SNARE homolog
Exons: 7
Coding region: 150-746 (198 amino acids)
Biological process (GO): endoplasmic reticulum to Golgi vesicle-mediated transport
Cellular component (GO): Golgi apparatus
Molecular function (GO): SNAP receptor activity
Source: RefSeq, a predicted model, not a curated record
CCGGAACCGGAAGUAGACCCCGAGCCAGGAGGAGGAAGCCGGCGGCCGACCCGUCAGCAACUGGUCGUGGCCUCAAGGGGCGGCGCCGCGCUGCUGCCUGCGAGCCGGACCCGCUGCCGGGCGGGUGGCCGGCCCGAGGGCGCGGCGCCAUGAAGCUGUACAGCCUCAGCGUCCUAUACAAAGGCGAUACCAAGACGGUGCUGCUCAAAGCCGCGUACGACGUGUCCUCCUUCAGCUUCUUCCAGAGGUCCAGUGUUCAGGAAUUCAUGACCUUCACAAGUCAGCUGAUUGUGGAACGCUCCUCGAAAGGCAGCAGAGCUUCCGUCAAAGAACAAGAAUAUCUGUGCCAUGUCUACGUGAGAAAUGACAGUCUUGCAGGAGUGGUCAUUGCUGACAGUGAAUACCCAUCCCGGGUGGCGUUUACCUUGCUGGAGAAGGUACUGGACGAAUUCUCCAAGGAGGUCAACAGGAUAGACUGGCCAGUUGGAUCCCCUGAUACCAUCCGUUACGCAGGCCUGGACAGUCAUCUCAGUAGAUACCAGAACCCCCGAGAAGCUGACCCCAUGACUAAAGUGCAGGCUGAACUAGAUGAGACCAAAAUCAUCCUGCACAACACCAUGGAGUCUUUAUUAGAGCGAGGUGAGAAGCUAGAUGACCUGGUGUCCAAAUCCGAAGUGCUGGGAAUACAGUCUAAAACCUUCUAUAAAACGGCCCGGAAACAAAACGCGUGCUGCUCAAUCGUGUGACAGCAGCCGGCAGAGCCUCUGCACUGGGACGUCACCGUCAUCACAUCGGAACUGCGGCCCCCAGGAAGCAGAGCCACGUGACACGACCGAGUGGGACAGACUACACGUUGGCUUUGGAGCUCCUGGGAGGAACCAAAGGGUGGAAGGGACCUGGGGGUGGGUAACGUUCACAUUCACAUGUCUAGUUAUUUUCGAAAAGAUAAUUUGAGGCCCCUAAAAGUGUAUUUUGGGGCCACAUGAAACCAUAAAGCUCAGUGACUCCCG